UGCACUUGUUCACUUGUUAGGUAAAGCGUUCUAGAAGUAAAGGUGGAUUGGCUGGUCCUGAUGGUACAAAGUCAGUGUUUGGUCAAAUGUGUGCUAAAAUGAGUUCCUUCAGCCCAGACAGUCUUCUGCUACCUCAUCGUGUUUGGAAAGUAAAAUUCGUUGGCGAGUCCGUGGAUGACUGUGGUGGAGGUUACAGUGAAUCAAUAGCAGAAAUGUGUGAAGAGCUCCAGAAUGGGCUUACCCCUCUCCUCAUUGUCACCCCGAAUGGAAGAGAUGAAUCUGGAGCAAAUAGAGAUUGCUUCCUGUUAAACCCUGCUGCCAAGUCUCUCUUACAUAUGAACAUGUUUCGUUUCCUGGGUGUGCUGCUGGGAAUUGCUAUCAGAACUGGCAGCCCGCUAAGCCUCAAUCUGGCAGAACCAGUAUGGAAACAGCUGGCAGGGAUGAACCUAACAAUUGCUGAUCUCAGUGAAGUUGAUAAAGAUUUUAUUCCUGGGCUUAUGUACAUUCGAGACAACGAAGCUACUUCUGAAGAGUUCGAAGCCAUGAGCCUUCCCUUCACAGUGCCAAACGCAAGUGGUCAAGACAUUCAGCUGAGUUCAAAAUAUACCCAUAUUACACUGGAUAACAGAGCUGAAUAUGUGAGACUGGCAAUAAACUACAGGCUUCAUGAAUUUGAUGAACAAGUUGCAGCAGUUCGGGAAGGGAUGGCCCGGGUUGUUCCUGUUCCUCUUCUUUCACUCUUUACGGGAUAUGAAUUAGAAACAAUGGUAUGUGGAAGUCCAGAUAUCCCACUUCACCUUUUGAAGUCUGUAGCAACAUACAAGGGAAUUGAACCCACUGCCUCCUUGAUACAGUGGUUCUGGGAGGUGAUGGAAUCCUUUUCCAAUACAGAACGAUCUCUCUUCUUACGUUUUGUAUGGGGCAGGACAAGGCUACCUAGAACUAUUGCAGACUUCAGAGGCAGGGACUUUGUUAUUCAGGUUUUGGAUAAAUACAAUCCUCCAGACCACUUCCUGCCUGAGUCCUAUACAUGCUUCUUUCUGCUGAAACUGCCCAGGUAUUCUUGCAAGCAGGUACUGGAGGAAAAACUGAAAUAUGCCAUUCAUUUCUGCAAGUCCAUAGACACUGAUGAUUAUGCCCGGAUAGCACUGACAGGAGAGCCAGCUGCUGAUGACAGUAGUGAUGAUUCCGACAAUGAAGAUGCAGAUUCUUUUGCUUCAGACUCUACGCAGGAUUAUUUAACAGGACAUUGAAGCAAAUAACAUAAGAGACAAAUAUGUCACAAGCACUGAGGCAUGAAACGCCACUCGUGGCAUUUGAGCAAAGGAGUACAAAAUAUGUAUAACCAGAGGAAUACUGAUCUUCUGAACGUGGGGAAAGCUUGUUUGUUACUCACAAUAGGAAUAAUGGAGUAUAACUUAAGACAUCUGCUUAGAAUAAAUGGCACGGCAUAUGGGCAUGUAACGUUUAUUUUAAGAGUUGAGAGUGUCCCCAUAAGACUGCACUACAUUUAGAAGCUUUGUGUUUACUAAAGUGUUGUAAAUGUUUAUAUACAUAUGGUAGUGCAGCAUCCAGAAAAAGCAGUGAAACCUUUAAAUUGUGGUUGCAAUAGAUUUUUUUCAUAAUAAGUGUUGUGUUCUGUGUAACUUCUUGAUUGCAUAUUGGAAAUACUGUGCAGCAGCUGAAUAGUAUUAUAAAUAUUUCAAUUAACUUUACUAGAAGUUUGUUUAUUAAAAAACUUUUUGAACAUUAAGUUAUCAGUAUUCCUUGAAAUACAUCUAUAGGUAAUUAAACGAAAAAGGCCAUUAGGUUCACCUCCUCUCCCUGUUUGUAUAUUUUAGCUUAUGCAUUAUGUAUCUCAAAACGAUACCUUUCUGUGAACAGCAUCAUAAUUCUUAUCAUGGGAAGUGUAUUGUAUAUAAUUAAUUUGUGCCAUGUAUAUGCAAAAAUUAUAAUUUCCCUCUAAAUAAAACUUCGGUCACAAAGAC
Chelonoidis abingdonii (Abingdon island giant tortoise) is the source of this 1988-nucleotide messenger RNA. Lineage: Eukaryota; Metazoa; Chordata; Testudines; Testudinidae. The record is from RefSeq and is a predicted model, not a curated record.